CUCGACGUGCAACUUGCGAGCUUCCUCACGAAGUCUCAGCGCCAAGACGUUGUUACAAGCACCUUUGGUUUGCUGCACCCAGUCCCAGUCCCAGUCCCCGUCCCCGAAUCCAUCGCUGUCGAUCUUUCUCCUCAUCUCUCGCCGCCUUUGUCGAUCAUAAUUUCCUCUAUUUCAUCUGUCUGCUUAUCUAUGCAUAUCCGUCAAUGACGCUUUUACGAUCUCGUGAAAUAAUUCCUAAAUUUUCUCCUAAAACCCUAAAUGCUCGAAUAAUUGAACCAUCUACUCCAAUACAACUCCAGGAACCUUCCAAUGUCAUUCUCCCCUCUCCUGCAAUGAGUAGCUCAACUCCUCCUCCUACUUCGUUUAGUGAAAGGCCUGAAGCUUUUAAACCAAGACGGAGUCUUCGACUUGCGUCCAAGUCAAAAGCUGCUGGAAAUGAUGAAGGUAGCUGCAAGGGACACGAAAAGAAGAAUGUUACUAGAGAAAAUCUUGGGGCUCUGAGUUCCAAGGAGGACAGUUUGAAUUCUGAUGUUGAAAGUCUGAAGGGAACGAGUGAGGAUAACCAGGUACCCCCCGUGGUUUAUAGUUCUGCUGCAGACAGGGUCAUUGAUCGAGAGAAUGAUGAGUUGGGAACAGAAAUUAAAGAGAAUGAAGGAAUUAAGAAGCAUGCAGUUGAUUUGGAUGCCGAAGAAGUUACGGUUACCAAAGAACCCGCGUCGGGUUCCACUUCUAGUGGAGAGACGGAAAUGGCGAGCCCUGAUUCGGAAAGUUUGAGGACGAAAAGCCAAAGAACCAUGAAAUCAGCCCGGGGGAAUGGAAAGAGAAAAUUGGAUAUCGAUAUCAAUUUACCCGCUUUGAAUCCAGUGGAAGAAGAUGGAGAUGCCAAUUGGUUUACAGAUUUACGAUCGGGAGCUAGAAUUUCCAAGAGAAGAACAGAAGGGACCGGUAUUGAUUAUAAGAUAACUAAGAAUGACGGUGACCAUGAUGGGUUAGUUUUUCAGGAGAAGGAAGCGAGGGAAACAGGAGGAGGAGAUGAAGAAAAAGUGGGAAAAAUCACCGAAAGUGGAGGGGUUGUUGAUGUGGGAAAUUUGGAGGCAGAUCCAAUUGAUGAUGAUAAUGGUCUUGUUAAUGGUCAAAAAAGGUAUAGCAGAGAAGAAAAAGGGAAGGCUAUAUUGAUUAAGGAUUCUUUUUUGUCGCUAGGUAUUAAUCCAGUGAACGAUGAUUUGGAUCCUGAAUGUGAAGAAUUAAUUGAAGACGCAGUUAGGGGUCUUAUUCAGCUGCACGAAGCUGGAAAAAUGGAGUUGAAAAAGCGGGCCACAAAAAUGGCUGUGAGGAAUAAGGCAAUGCGAAGAAGGCAAAAUAAGGAAAGGUUCCAUGAUACAGCUAGAGCAAAUGCUUCUAAAUUCGCCCAUUUUCAACCUGAAGUUGAAGAGUCCCAUAGUCCGUCUCAUUCACAUGAAAGGGAAAUGCCAUCAGUAGAAACCAAUCAGGAAACUGAAGAUUGGCCUGGUCCCUUUUCAACUGCAAUGAAGAUUAUUAAGGAUCGAAUGAAGCUAAAUUCUCAGCAGGAGAAUUCCUUAUUAGUUGAAAGCAAACAUGCACCAGUGAUUAAAUGGAUGCCCUCAAAAACUAGAGGUCAAAAAUUUCCAAAUCCCUCAGUUCCUUCGUUGCAAGAUUUAUCCCUAAGCAUCCUUGCUAAGAAUUCAGAUGCAAUUGUUGCUCUUGAAGGUGUCCCGGAUGACAUAAGGCACAAACUCAGUGAGUUGCUCUGUGACUCUCGAAGGAUGGACUCCCGUUUUAUGAACCUACUUGUCAGUGGCUGUCCUACAGAGAUACGUGUAAAGAAUUGUUCAUGGGUGACAGAGGAGCAACUUAGCAGAACCUUUGGGAUAUGUAACACCGAAAACUUAAUGGUGCUACAACUUGACCUAUGCGGACGAUGUAUCUCUGAUUAUACGCUACGUGCUACAUUGGCUCAGUCACCAAAUACCUUGCCUGCAUUAACAACUAUAUCCUUGAUAGGGGCAUGCCGCCUUUCAGAUGUUGGGCUAAACGCACUUGUUGCUUCGACACCUUCUCUGAGAUCUAUAAAUUUGGGACAAUGCUCUCUUCUCAGUUCUAUUGGUAUCAAUGCUUUAGCUGAUUCUUUGAGAUCGGUACUAAGGGAGUUAUAUUUAGAUGAUUGUCCAAAUAUAGAUGCAAUGCUAAUCUUACCUGCAUUGAAGAAGUUAGAAUGUUUGGAAUUGUUGUCAAUGUCACGUGUUCAAACUGUUUGUGAUGGUUUCGUUAGAGAACUAAUUGCCAUACAUGGUCCAAGAAUAAAGGAACUUGUUUUUGCUGAUUGCUGGAAAUUGACUGAUAACUCCUUAAAAGUCAUUGCAGAAGCUUGUUCUGGAUUAUGUGCACUUAAUCUUGCUAACUUGCACAAAUUGACUGAUUCUGCAAUAUGCUACCUUGCAAAUGGUUGUCGAUCGAUUCAAAUGCUCAAACUUUGCCGCAAUGCAUUCAGUGAUGAAGCUGUUGCAGCAUUUCUGGAAACCUCAGGAGGGUUCUUAACGGAUCUUUCAUUGAAUAGUGUUAAGAAGGUUGGCCACAAUACAGCCAUAUCUCUUGCCAAACGUUCAAGAAAACUGCAGAGUUUAGAUCUGUCUUGGUGCCGCAAUUUGACAGAUGAGGCACUAGGGUUAAUAGUGGACAGCUGCAUAUCAUUGAAAGUGCUUAAGCUGUUUGGGUGCACUCAGAUUACAAAUUUGUUUCUGGAUGGCUAUUCAAAUCCCCUUGUGCAGAUAAUUGGAUUGAAGAUGACCCCAAUACUAGAAAAUGUCAAUAUGGUUGGUCCUCGGGAAACUCCUCAUUAUUCUUCUUUACCUUCUUGCACAAGGUCACAAAGUUCAGGUGACUCAGAUGCAUGAUAUUACCAGAUUGUUUUCACUAAAGUCCGGGAGACAACACAAAUUUUCUUUUCCUUUGUAGAAUGAAGCUUACUAUGCAUAUACACUAGAUCGGAACUUUCAUCAGAAGAAGACUGAGAUUGUUACAUUGAGUUGAAUCUCCCCCCAAAUGGCGUCUUAAAGUUGGUCUUUUUUGUUUUUGCUUUUAAUUAGUCUUGGUGUGUUUCGUUUUUCCCUUCACAGCUUGUUACCGGAAACAUGUGCUAUAAUUACCAAAGUUGCAUCAUGAUGGCUUGUCAUUGCAUGCAUUUGUUCUGUCAGUUUUUGUUGAAUUCUGAUACAAUGGAUGGAAAUUCCUUUUCUUGGAACGAGUGGUUUGUAUAGAUUACAAUGAACAAUUGAUAUAUAUUGAACUAGAUGAACAUUUUUCUUA
This is a messenger RNA of Nelumbo nucifera (sacred lotus), 3324 nucleotides long. RefSeq names its product F-box/LRR protein. The record is from RefSeq and is a predicted model, not a curated record. Gene Ontology annotation, biological process: SCF-dependent proteasomal ubiquitin-dependent protein catabolic process. Gene Ontology annotation, cellular component: SCF ubiquitin ligase complex. Lineage: Eukaryota; Viridiplantae; Streptophyta; Magnoliopsida; Proteales; Nelumbonaceae.